Molecule: messenger RNA, 1437 nt
Organism: Camellia sinensis
Lineage: Eukaryota; Viridiplantae; Streptophyta; Magnoliopsida; Ericales; Theaceae
Gene: ZIP11
Product: zinc transporter 11 precursor
Biological process (GO): zinc ion transmembrane transport
Cellular component (GO): membrane
Molecular function (GO): zinc ion transmembrane transporter activity
Source: RefSeq, a predicted model, not a curated record
UCACCAACCAUUGACCCACCAAACCCAUCUUAAAUACCCAUUCAUCCCCCAAGAAAAAAUGUUCAAAUCCACCAAUGUCUCAAUACCUCCUCACCCUCUCCUACCUACUCCUCCUCCUCCUCUCCGCUGCCGCCCAUGGCGGCGACGGCGACUCCACCACCGACUCCCCUCCAAAUCUCCGGUCCAGAUCCCUGAUCUUGGUGAAGAUAUGGUGCUUGAUGCUCGUUUUCAUCGGGACUUUUAUUGGUGGAAUUUCGCCCUAUUUCAUGAAAUGGAAUGAGGGGUUUUUGGUCCUCGGGACUCAAUUCGCUGGCGGAGUGUUCUUGGGGACUGCAAUGAUGCAUUUCUUGAGCGAUUCGAAUUCGACAUUUGGGGAUUUGACGAGUAAACCCUACCCGUUCGCUUUCAUGUUGGCUUGUGCUGGUUAUUUGCUCACCAUGCUCGCUGAUUCUCUGAUUUCUUUCGUUUAUGGGAGGCAGACAAAUGGGUCAAACGGUGAUGUCGAGCUUCAAGGUAACGGGAAAAGCAAUGGCAAUCGAAUAACUUCACAAUCACAAUAUCAGGUACAUGACGGUACAGAGAAUCACUUUGUGAAAGCCCCGCUCCCGACUGCCACAUCAGUCGGGGACAGCAUUUUGUUGAUAGUUGCAUUGUGUUUCCAUUCGGUUUUUGAGGGCAUUGCAAUUGGAGUUGCAGAAACACAAGCCGACGCUUGGAGAGCUCUCUGGACGGUCAGUCUUCACAAGAUAUUCGCAGCCGUUGCAAUGGGAAUUGCUCUUCUCAGGAUGAUUCCAGACCGUCCCCUCUUGUCUUGUGCAGCCUAUGCUUUUGCGUUCGCCAUUUCAAGUCCAAUCGGUGUGGCCAUUGGAAUCAUAAUAGACGCCACAACUCAGGGCACUGUGGCAGACUGGAUUUAUGCCAUUUCAAUGGGGCUGGCUUGUGGGGUUUUCAUCUAUGUGUCAAUAAAUCAUUUGUUGUCAAAGGGUUAUGUGGCUCUGAAGUCAGUGAAGGUUGACACACCACAUUACAAGUUCUUGGCCGCCAUGUUGGGCAUCGGGGUGAUUGCUGUUGUAAUGAUUUGGGACUGAUUUGGGACACUUGAUCAAAGCAGAGUGAAAACAGAAAAUAAAAAAACGAAAACAGAACAGAAACAGAGUGAAAUAUAGCAGUGAAUGUUGAGCAGAGCAGUAUAUAGAACACAUGAGGAGAUCAAUAUUACUAUGGAUGAUCAUUGUAUGUAAAUCUUUCCUUCAAUGAUUGCUCAAUUUUUGUCAUGAAAUACUUGUAGAACACAUUUGUAAUUUUAUUGCCUUGCUCUUGAUUCCUCCAUUCUCGUAUUAGUUUCCUAAAAAAAUUGAUUGAAGGUUAUUAUGGCUCUCUGAAGAACAUGACGUUCUGCUUUGUGAAUAAUUAUGAAGAAAAAUGCUUGCCAACUCU